This is a messenger RNA of Jaculus jaculus (lesser Egyptian jerboa), 2838 nucleotides long. RefSeq names its product family with sequence similarity 107 member A (gene Fam107a). NCBI's taxonomy places the organism in Eukaryota, Metazoa, Chordata, Mammalia, Rodentia, Dipodidae. Bases 180 to 569 code for a protein of 129 amino acids. The transcript has 4 exons. Gene Ontology annotation, biological process: regulation of actin cytoskeleton organization; actin filament polymerization; actin filament bundle assembly. The record is from RefSeq and is a predicted model, not a curated record. Gene Ontology annotation, cellular component: stress fiber; neuron projection; synapse.
CAUCAGGAAGUAUGGGAUCCCCUGGGCCUGACCCUCCUCCCAUGGGAGCAGGGGAAAUUCCUUCCAGGAGCCGCCUUGCCUAGAACAAAGCUUGGCGCGCAUUCCACUGCUGCUCAGGCUGACAAACAGCGUCCUUGUACUCGGAGAUCCAGAGGGAGCGCGCGGACAUCGGGGGCCUCAUGGCCCGGCCGGAGCACCGCGAGUGGAACCCGGAGCUCAUCAAACCCAAGAAGCUGAUCAACCCUGUGAAGGCCUCCCGGAGUCACCAGGAGCUGCACCGGGAGCUGCUCAUGAACCACAGAAGGGGCUUGAGUGUGGACAGCAAGCCUGAGCUGCAGCGGGUCAUGGAGCAGCGGCGCCGGAACCAGCUGCUGAAGAAGAAGAUGGAGGAGCUGGAGGCGAAGCGGUUGCAGUGCCCCUUGGAGCAGGAGCUGCGGCGGCGGCAGCAGAGGCUGGACCAGCUGGAAAACCCACCAGAGAAGGAAGAGGAGCACGCACCCGAGUUUAUCAGAGUCAGAGAAAACCUGAGGAGAAUCGCCACACUGACCAGCGAAGAGAGGUCGCUGUAGAGGUCCUGGCCGCCGGACGGGGACCCCACCCAGACCCUCCUCCAGCCCUUCUGAACCUGACCACCCUGGCCAGCAGUGAGGCUCACACAACUCCCAUAGAGAUGCACAGCCCCCCCUAGAGCCUGGCUCCCCCUGAGAAGUUAUGGACCCCUAAGCCCCAGACAUGGAGAGCUGUGUCCCUUUGACAUCCACCUAAUCACUUCUCCUUCUGCCAGCCCUUAGCCACUGCCAGGAAAGCCACCUGCUUCCUGCUUUGACUCCGCUUAGGUUGUCUCUCUGGCAGAGUUGGCAAGGCACUCCUCCCUUCUGCUGCCAGCUUCCUGUGGAGGUGCCAUGGGUCCUCCUUGUAGCAGCAGCCUGGCUCCGAGGUGUGGGCGACAGUGGAGCUGACCUGAGGCCAGAGCUUGGCUUCCAGACCACCUGUCUUGUAAAGCGGAGAGCAGAGGAGGGCCCAGCCAUCCCCCAGGAGGAAGGGCAGGGUGGGUGAUAGCAGCCGUCUUGCCAGGUGGCAAGGAGACUGGCCGAGGCAGCUUGGGGGUCCGCCUGGCGUCAGCUCCGCGCUCUGAUUGCUCCCCAUCCGGACCGCUUAGCCGCACACCGCCCCAGGCCCCGGCACUCAGGGUCCCAGUCUAGCAUAGCACUUUGCCAACUCUGUUGUACACACGAAUCGCCACAGACCCAGGAAGUCACAGCCCCUGGUUUCGGAAUCCAGGCCAGGCGCAGAGACCCUGCAUAAUCGAACAAGCUCCCAGGGGAGGACCCGGCUGCAAGCCAGACCGGAGCACCGGGGGUGGGAUGUUUUGGACAUACCCAGCUUCCAUGACCCUCUGCCCUGAAUGAGUCCCCAGGGCCACCUUGGCAGCCCCAAGGAUGCUCUUUCACUAUCCCCACCCCAGGGGCUCCAGGCCUAGCAAACCAGAUUGAUUACGCGACUGUAAUUGCCAAUCUCACCACUGUGACCACACCCCAUCACACAAUUCUAGCCAAAAAGAAAAAAAGCAAACCACUUAUCUUUUCUGCAUCCUUUUGGAAAGCAGAUAUACAAUGAUUUCCAGUGGAAGUAUUUUCUGCAACUACAAACUGUAGUUUGAAGACACACUACUGUGUUUAUGAUAGGACUGGCCUCUUACAGACCACAUUCCCAGCCUCGGUCCCCUGAGGCCCACUUCACCCUGGGACAGCUCCAGCAAAUCCACUCGUUCUCUCUCCUCAAAGGUUUCUGCCCAGGCUGGGGCCGCGGCUCAGUAGAGGGCUUGCCUAGCAUUCCUUGUGCAGGGAACGUGGUGGUCCGUGCCUGUAAACCAGCAUUGGGGAAGCGGAGGUAGGAGGAUCAGAAGUUCAAGAUCAUCCUUGGCUCCACGCUAGAUUUGAGAAUAUCCAAGGCUAGCCUGGGCUACAUAAGAUCUUUUUCUCCAAAAAAAAGUUCCUUCCUGGGAUGGUGACAGUGCUGGCAAAGCAUUUCCUGUCACUCCAAAACCAACAGCCCUCGUGUGCUCUGCUUCCUGGAAGUCAAGGUGGGCUGCAGCAGGCAGGGAGCCUCAUUCCUAAGGACACGGUUGAGGGUGACUGGAAAGCUAGUCUCUUUCCUGUGAAUGAGGUCAGCACGGAGGUGUGAAUAUAGAUGUGUCCUGUGCGCGCGUGUACGGCCAAGCUAGGAAGAUCUUGACCACCGCUGUCUUGGUGAGAAAGUGAAGCUGUUUGGAGUCGGGUGAGGGUUGCGCUGACGGUGUGUGACUGUCAAAUACAGACCAGGGGAGUCAGUCGCCUCGCAGAUACGUGUGCGGCUCAGGCCCGGGGUCCAGCACCCAGCAGCGACUGAGCUUUCACCCAGGGGUUCCCAGAGGGGGUCCUAGGAGACGAACUGCUGGAACACAAGGGGUACGCCAUCCAGAGAGCCACGACCGGCGCCUCGGUGCCAGUCCCCAGGCCAACUCUAGCGCCUCCCACCAGCAAGGACAAGGCAGGUCCCCGCGAUUCCAGCCUCCUCUGCCACCCAGGUGACCGACCGCGCGACCAGCCAUGGCUGGUGAAACUGAAGUGGGAGUCCCCAGGAGCUUUCAAUGCUUUUGUGAUUAAAAAAGGGGGUGAGGGGAGAUGCAUGGGCUCUACCUCCCCUCUGCUUCCUCUUCCUGCCUUGAUGGAGGAGACCAUGCCUGGGAGAGUGGAGAAUCAGAGCAACCUAAACCCCUUGCAUCAUUUGACCAAGCCAAUGCUAACAGCUUCUUGGAAUUCUUGUAAAUAAGAAUAAAUCUGCUUGUUUCAGCCACCA